Molecule: messenger RNA, 995 nt
Organism: Microtus oregoni (creeping vole)
Lineage: Eukaryota; Metazoa; Chordata; Mammalia; Rodentia; Cricetidae
Product: rho GDP-dissociation inhibitor 1
Exons: 6
Coding region: 63-875 (270 amino acids)
Biological process (GO): Rho protein signal transduction
Cellular component (GO): cytoplasm; cytosol; membrane
Molecular function (GO): protein binding; Rho GDP-dissociation inhibitor activity
Source: RefSeq, a predicted model, not a curated record
CCGCCGCGCGGCCCCGCCCCGCCCGGAUUGCGGGCCCUGCGGAAGUGCGGGCCGCGCCCUGGAUGCUGUCGCCUGCGGCCACGCUUGGCCGCGUCGGGCGGGGUCGCCCGGAGCCUCACGGUGUCGGACCCCCCACUUUCUGUGUUUGUUUGGCGGACACCUCGCGGAGGGACGACGGCGUGGGGGCCUUGUGGCCGGGCUGUCCGCUCAUCACUGCGCAUCGCCUGCAGGGAUCCGAGUGUCCCAGGCUAGCGGUGAGCAUGGCAGAACAGGAGCCCACUGCUGAGCAGCUUGCCCAGAUAGCGGCCGAGAAUGAGGAAGAUGAGCACUCUGUCAACUACAAGCCCCCAGCCCAGAAGAGCAUCCAGGAGAUCCAGGAACUGGACAAGGAUGAUGAGAGCCUUCGGAAGUACAAGGAGGCCCUGCUGGGCCGAGUGGCUGUCUCUGCAGACCCCAAUGUCCCCAACGUCAUUGUGACCCGCCUGACCUUGGUGUGCAGCUCUUCCCCGGGCCCUCUGGAACUGGACCUGACAGGUGAUCUGGAGAGCUUCAAGAAACAGUCAUUUGUGUUGAAGGAAGGUGUGGAGUACCGGAUAAAAAUCUCUUUCCGGGUGAACAGAGAGAUCGUGUCAGGCAUGAAGUACAUCCAGCACACAUACAGGAAAGGGGUCAAAAUUGACAAGACUGACUACAUGGUUGGGAGCUACGGACCCCGGGCUGAGGAGUACGAGUUCCUCACACCCAUGGAGGAGGCCCCCAAAGGCAUGCUGGCGCGGGGCAGUUACAACAUCAAGUCCCGCUUCACAGACGACGACAAGACUGACCACCUGUCCUGGGAGUGGAACCUCACCAUCAAAAAGGAAUGGAAGGACUGAGUUCCAGCUGGGAGGCGGGCAGGGCGAAGGACAGACAGAAGGACCGACAUGCCCCACCCCAAACCCCUCCCCCCCCCCCAAACCAAAGUGCUGACAGGACCCUCCCUCACCAUUCCUCCC